Messenger RNA from Camelina sativa (false flax), 1811 nucleotides. The record is from RefSeq and is a predicted model, not a curated record. Lineage: Eukaryota; Viridiplantae; Streptophyta; Magnoliopsida; Brassicales; Brassicaceae.
CGUUACACCAAAAGCUUUCUAACAACACUAGCAUAUAAAUACAUAUACAUAUGUUGAUCCAAAUAAUAUCAUCAAAACAGUUGCAAAAUUGCUUCUAGUUCUUGUUCAUCAUUGAUUCAAAAUCCAUAGCUUAAAACCUCAGUACUCAAAACCACUCGAAAAUGUUAGAAAUCUCCGAUAGUGUCUUCUUAAUCACUCUUGUCGCAAUCCUCAUACCAAGUUUGGUUUACACACUCACUCGCCUCAGUCACAAAUCGAAGCCCGUGAACCUCCCACCGGGUCCACCGGGUUGGCCCGUGGUUGGUAAUCUGUUACAGUUCGCGCGCUCCGGUAAACAGUUUUUCGAAUACGUAGACGAGAUGAGAAACAUCUACGGCCCAAUCUUCACACUAAAGAUGGGAAUCAGAACAAUGAUCAUCAUCUCCGACUCGAACCUCGCACACCAAGCCUUAAUCGAACGCGGGGCCCAAUUCGCAACCCGACCCGUCGAAACUCCGACCCGUAAAAUCUUCAGCUCCAGCGAUAUCACAGUCCAUUCCGCUAUGUACGGUCCCGUGUGGCGAUCACUGAGACGCAACAUGGUUCAAAACAUGCUCAGCUCAAACCGGUUAAAAGAAUUCGGUCCGAUUAGAAAAACCGGAAUCGAUAAGCUCGUUGAGAAGAUCAAAUCGGAGGCUAAGAACAACGACGGGCUCGUAUAUGUUCUGAGAAACGCAAGAUUCGCUGCGUUUUGUAUCUUGUUAGAUAUGUGUUUCGGAGUCGAGAUGGAAGAAGCAUCGAUUGAGAAGAUGGAUCAGAUGAUGACUGAGAUUUUAAUCGCCGUCGAUCCACGAAUCCACGAUUACCUUCCGAUUCUAACUCCGUUUUACUUCAAGGAGAGACGACGCGCUCUCGAACUUCGCCGGAAAUUAGUUGAAUUCGUCGUCAGAUUCAUCGAGAAGCGGAGAUCGGCGAUUUUAAAUCCGGGAUCCGAUGAAACGGCGUCGUCUUUUGCGUAUCUUGAUACUUUAUUCGAUCUUAAAGUCCACGGACGCGAAACGACGCCGUCAGAUGAAGAUCUCGUGACGCUCUGUUCCGAGUUUCUCAACGCUGGUACGGAUACGACGGGGACGGCGAUAGAGUGGGGAGUCGCGGAGCUGAUUUCGAAUCCUGAGAUUCAAUCUCGGCUGUACGAUGAGAUUAAAUCAACGGUGGGAGAUGAUCGUAGUGUUGAGGAGAAAGAUUUGGAUAAAUUGGUCUUUUUACGAGCUUUUGUUAAGGAGCUUCUACGGAGACAUCCUCCGACGUAUUUCACGUUAACUCACGGCGUCACGGAGCCGACGAAUCUCUCCGGUUAUGAUAUUCCCGUUGGAGCUAACGUUGAGUUUUAUCUUCCGGGUAUAAGUGAGGACCCUAAGAUCUGGUUUAAACCGGAUAAAUUUGACCCGGACCGGUUUAUUACAGGUGGAGAAGACGCUGAUUUAACCGGAGUUGCCGGAGUUAAGAUGAUGCCGUUCGGAAUUGGUCGUCGGAUUUGUCCGGGGCUUGGUAUGGCGGUCGUACACGUGGAGCUAAUGCUGGCGAGGAUUGUUCAAGAGUUCGAGUGGAGCACGUACCCGCCGGAGAGCCAAGUGGAUUUCACCGGAAAGUUGGUGUUUGCGGUGGUGAUGAAGAAUCCGUUGAGAGCUAGGGUUAAAGCUAGGGUUUAAGUUUCGUGGAUUUCACGUCUUUGACUCUUUUUUAACUUGACCAAACCCGGUUCAAAAGAAAAUUCACAUACUGUAUUGUCUGAUUUAUUGUGGUUUAUUUAAAUGUUGUUUUGCUACUCUUCA